CACGCAUGCGCGCCGGGCGGCUGCCAGGAAAUGGCGGAGGUUUGGCGUCGCCGCCGCGAUGUUGUUGACGUUCCCCAGUCCGUCGCCUGAUGCGAGCCGUUCGGGGCUGAAAUGGCAGGAAACAUGAGCGUGUCCCAACAAAAUGACUGUAGGAGGCAGUCUCUGCUUGAAAGACUUCUCGAUGCUGUUAAGCAGUGCCAAAUUCGCUUUGGAGGAAGAAAAGAAAUUGCAUCAGAUACUGACAGUCGGGUUAUCUGCCUGUGUGCUCAGUUUGAGACUGUGUUACAACACGGUUUACGGAGAAGCAGAGGAUUAGCACUUACAGCAGCUGCUAUCAAACAGGCAGCAGGAUUUGCCAAUAAAACUGAAACAGACCCUGUGUUUUGGUAUUAUGUGAAAGAACAUCUGAAUAAACAUGAAUUGCAACGAUACUACUCUUUAAAGAAUAUUACUACAGAUAUUGGACGUGGCAGAGCCUGGCUUCGAUCUGCACUCAAUGAGCAUUCACUUGAACGUUAUAUGCAUAUGCUUCUUGGUGAUGCAAAUCUUUUAAGUAUCUUCUAUGAAGACUGGUCCUUUAUGAGAGAGGAAGAGCGUGCUAGUAUGCUACCUACGAUGGCAGCAGGAUUAAACUCUAUCCUCUUUGCAAUCAACAUUGACAAUGAGGAUUUGAAUGGACCUAACAAGCCAGUAUCUGCGGUUGCAAACUUGUUCAAGGAAUCAACUCAAAAUGUCACAUCCCUGUUAAAGGAAUCCACACAGGGGGUCAGCACGCUCCUGAAAGAAAUCACAACGGCUUCUGCAGUGCCCAGUUUCAUGCGACCUGAGCCCGAAUCUGACCGACUGCCAGUUCUGUCUAAAACUGUAACACAAGAUGGAAAAAGUAAAAGAGAAAAGAAGAAAAAGAAAAUGGUGCCAAAUAUCAUCUCAUUUGAUGGGGACAAUGCGGAGGAGGACCAAAGCUCUGCCGAACAAGUGAAAACUUCAGAUUUAACCAGAGAAAGUUCUGAGGAAAAUUCAGAAAGAUCGUCUUCAGCUGUUUCUUCAGCCAUGGAUUCUUCCAUGACUUUAGCUUCUUUUAGUCCUGAUUUGAGUAGAAAACCUGAUUUUAAUGGAAAACAACUCAACUGCAGUAUCUUGAAAACUGUGGAUGUAUGCCUUAAUGGUGAUUCCAAUCACAAGAAGCUAGAUAUGAAAAGUAUUGAUGAUGACGAUGAUGAUGAUGAAGAUGAAGAUGUAGAUAGAGAACACAUAUACCAAAAGAUCUCUCAAAGUAAAGAGAAUGAGGAGGGCAGACCUGAUUCUGAACAAUCUCUUGUGCAAAAUGUAUCCAUUUCUCAAAUGUCCAGCUGGAAUACUCUUCAAGUUCUGAAUGACAAUGACAGCUCUGACAUUCUUUUUCCAGUCAUGGCAGUUGGUUCCUAUUCUCAGUCUGAUGCCACUUCUGAUAAUCUGGUGUACUGUGAUGAACAUGAAAAUGUUAUUCUGGCUGUUGAACUUGCCCAGAAAGGAUCCCAGCAUCAAUAUAGUGCUGAAGCAGCUCCUUCACUUCAGGCUGAUAUUGGUAGUGGCCUUUUGCCAACUUCUACUGUCCCAGAAACCAUGACUGUUGAUGAACUACGUCAAGCCAUUGUAGCCAUGAUGAACAGAAAAGAUGAAUUGGAAGAGCAAAACAGAUCACUGCGAAACUUACUUGAUGGUGAGAUGGAACAUUCUGCAGCACUCAGGCAAGAAAUUGACAACCAGAAAAAAAAACUACAAGAGCAAGAUGAACGACAUGCUGCCAAAGUUCAGGCAUUGGCAAGAGAAAACGAAGUGUUGAAGGUGCAGUUGAAGAAAUACGUAGGAGCUGUCCAAAUGUUAAAGCGAGAAGGAGGCCACGUGAACGAUGUUCUUCCAAACUUACGGAGUGGUGAUUCUGAUAUUAUGAUCCCAGAACCUAAACCUGUGGUCGAUAAUGAUGAGCUGGCUAACACCUAUGAGCGAAAGCUAAUAGAGGUGGCAGAGAUGCAUGGUGAACUCAUAGAAUUCAAUGAAAGACUACACAGAUUACUGAUGGCUAAGGAGGCCCUUAUCUCACAGAUGAGGCAGGAACUCAUUGAUUUACGAGGGCCGGUUCCUGGUGAUUUAAGUCAAACCUCUGAGGAUCAAAGUUUAUCAGAUUUUGAAAUGGCUCACUGUGCAUUGAUAAAUGUUUGGAUUCCAACGGUAUUUCUACGUGGACGAGCUGCUAAUGCAUUUCAUGUUUACCAGGUUUACAUCCGGAUCAAAGAUGAUGAAUGGAAUGUCUACAGGAGGUACACUGAAUUCAGAGCACUGCACAUCAGACUACGGACCAAGUUCCCUUUGGUGAACACCUUUAAUUUCCCACCUAAAAAAGCUAUUGGAAACAAGGAUGCAAAGUUUGUGGAGGAACGUCGUAAACAACUCCAGGAGUAUCUACGGAGCAUAAUGAACAAAAUUAUACAAACACUUCCAGAGUUUACAUCCAAUCCUAAAAAAGAGACCCUUAUGCAGCUGCUGCCAUUUUGUGUUGAUGUACAGCCGACUGGGGAACCUGCAAGUAAGGCACGGUCAAAAGUCGCCUCUAAGUUUUCUAGAUUGAGCAGGACUCACCCCAGGGAGACACGAAAUCCUGAGCCUCAGAGUGGCGACCUUUGACCUGUGAACUGACGAAAGAUUCCAGCAUACUGUCCUUUAUGUGAAACAUCAGAUAACCUUUCAAUACACUACAGCUGGGUUAAGCUGAGGAAGAUAGAGUGACAGUGUUAACGUCGUGGGAAAUGAUUUUGAAAGUGUCAGGUUCUCAUGGGUCUUGUACAUUGUUGGUAAUUUGGAAUGCAUUAUUCGCUUCAUAGAAAUAUCAGUAUAAGAUAAGACUCUCUUUCACUUGCACAGUUUGAAAUGUUUACAGUCUGUAUUGAUUAUUUAUUGUGGUGGCACAAUUGGAACAUUUGCUCGUUACAUUUUUGCCUUAAUUCCUAAUGCCCUUUCUCAAGCACCAAAAGCAUGUCAGUUUAUUUGUGUUCACUUGUUGGACACUUAAUGACCACUCCUGUGUUUAUAUACGGCAUCUAAGGGGAUUAAAAAUUCCUUUACCGAUUUACAAAAGCACUGUUACUGCAUUUGACACCGAUUAGCUGGCAGAUAAAUAUCAACCAGAAAAAGUUUUAAGCCAGAUGUAAUUUAUUGACAUUGAGAGUUGCUAAGUGCUGUUUCUUUCACCACCUUUUUAAAAACAAAAAUGGAUUGAGUAUGAGUUUUAUUUUGUUAAUAGAAUCUUCAAUAUCAACUGGAAAUCCAUUUAUUCAGAACCCAAUUUUAUAAUAUAAAAUGUGUAUAGUUCCCAACUCUAAAAUUCAUGAUAAUCACCUGGUUAUAAUCUCACAAUUUAAUUCCCAAAUUUGGUUCUUUAAACAUUUCUCAUCAGUCACUGUACAUUUGUAUUGUUAUACGCUGGGAAAUGAUUGCAGCUGCAUUGAUAAAAGUAUUGUCCACUCAUACUAAUUCUUCUGAGAAUGUGGUAAGGUUCGCAGUGAUAAUAUGCUUCUUAUGCACAAAUAAUGACUAAUCCAAAGACAGAUAUUAAUAUAGCAUCUUAGCUUUGUUACAAGACUUUUACAAAAUAAUGUUGAACUGAAACUUCGUUUCUCAGUAAGGAAGGGAAAUCGAGAUACAUUUUUCACUAAUGCACAAAGCUACGACUGGUGCUCUGUACUCGAUGCGCCAUUCCUAGUAUGUGAAGACAUGAUUUAGGCACUACAGUUAGAUACAGUUUACUAUCUGCCAAUGUAGAGAAUGUUUCUUUUAAUCUGAGAUGAUUAAUAAACAGUAUUGUUUUCCAAUU
Hemiscyllium ocellatum (epaulette shark) is the source of this 3847-nucleotide messenger RNA. It is a transcript of the gene snx29, whose product is annotated as sorting nexin 29. The transcript is spliced from 21 exons. Bases 112 to 2661 code for a protein of 849 amino acids. The record is from RefSeq and is a predicted model, not a curated record. Gene Ontology annotation, molecular function: phosphatidylinositol binding. Lineage: Eukaryota; Metazoa; Chordata; Chondrichthyes; Orectolobiformes; Hemiscylliidae.